This is a messenger RNA of Balaenoptera ricei (Rice's whale), 672 nucleotides long. RefSeq names its product CAP-Gly domain-containing linker protein 1-like. Gene Ontology annotation, molecular function: microtubule plus-end binding. The transcript has a single exon. Gene Ontology annotation, cellular component: cytoplasm; nucleus; microtubule plus-end. Gene Ontology annotation, biological process: cytoplasmic microtubule organization; positive regulation of microtubule polymerization. Lineage: Eukaryota; Metazoa; Chordata; Mammalia; Artiodactyla; Balaenopteridae. The record is from RefSeq and is a predicted model, not a curated record.
AUGAGUAUGCUAAAACCAAGUGGGCUUAAGGCCCCUACGAAGAUCCUUAAGCCUGGAAGCACAGCCUUGAAGACACCUGCUUCUGUUGCAGCUCCAAGAGAAAAAACAAUAACCAGUGAAAAAGCAUCAAGCACUCCGUCUGCUGAGACACAAGAGGAGUUUGUGGAUGAUUUUCGAGUUGGAGAGUGAGUCUGGGUGAAUGGGAACAAGACUGGAUUUAUCCAGUUCCUGGGAGAAACCCAGUUUGCACCAGGCCAACGGGCCAGGAUCGUUUUAGAUGAACCCAUAGGCAAGAAUGAUGGUUCAGUGGCAGGAAUUCGGUAUUUCCAGUGUGAGCCUUUAAAGGGCAUAUUCACCCGACCUUCAAAGUUGACGAGGAAGGUGCAGGCAGAAGAUGAAGCCGACGGCCUGCAGACAACUCAUGCUUCCAGAGCGACUUCGCCUCUGUCCACUUCAACAGCCAGCAUGGUGUCCUCUUCCCCAGCCACCCCCUCAAAUAUUCCCCAUAAAUCGCCCCAGCCAACCGCAAAGGAACCUUCAGCUAUGUCUCAGAUCAGCAACCUUACAAAAACCACCAGUGAAUCUAUUUCCAACCUUUCAGAGGCCGGCUCAAUCAAGAAAGGAGAAAGAGAGCUCAAAAUUGGAGACCGAGUAUUGGAGAUGCGGAUUUGA